Odontomachus brunneus is the source of this 2972-nucleotide messenger RNA. RefSeq names its product chorion peroxidase. Bases 246 to 2663 code for a protein of 805 amino acids. Lineage: Eukaryota; Metazoa; Arthropoda; Insecta; Hymenoptera; Formicidae. Gene Ontology annotation, biological process: response to oxidative stress. The record is from RefSeq and is a predicted model, not a curated record. The transcript has 6 exons. Gene Ontology annotation, molecular function: heme binding; peroxidase activity.
ACUGUCGUCCCUGACAGUUAAACGUUGGCAUUCAUCAUUCACGCGGCAACGUUGUAGUAAUUAAUAUCACAGAAGAAAAUUCAAACGAUACAAAAUCUCAUUCUGUUAAGUAAGAGUGUUCUUUAAAAAUGUGCUUGGUGAAAAAUAUCGUUGCAGCCUCAUUUGAGUUAAUCGCUAGAGACAAGAAUUAAUAUAUCCGUGUACUAUAUACAUAUCUUCUUCAUCUCCAAUUCUGUGUGACGAAAAUGCGUGGUGUUACGGAAAGAACGCCUUUGACAAGGCGUAUGAAUUCACCUGAUUACGUCGAAUUCGGCAGCGUCUUGAGGACUCGACGAGCGCGGCUCCGACAGUUUCAAUGCUGCGUCUGCGGCAUCCUGAUAGUGGUCUUCACCAUGGCUCUGGUGGUAUCUGUCAGUUAUUCCAUGCAUCACACUAAUUCCACCGACCCUGCGACCGACAAUACGACGUCUUCCGGUGAUUUGGGUAGUAUUUUGAGAUUAGGAUACGCACCAGGGUCUACUUCGCAAACAUUCUUCAGCACCACGGUUAGCGUGAUGGUGGAACCCGUCUUAGUAUCCAGUGAGAGUAUCGACACUUCGACGAAGAGCCUCAGUCGCCAAGAAUACAUACAGGGAUUACAAGCUGGCGAAGAGGCGAUGAGAGAUCGCCUCUUCGCGGAUAUGAUCGCGGCACAAUCACCAUUACCGUCUCCGUCUCCGGAAUCCAGGCAUCGCUACGCUGUAAACACAUGUCGUAACGUUAGCACCUUCGCUUUAGCGGCGGUGGGCGAAAUCGCGGCGACGAGGAAGAUUGAAAAUAUGAGAUCCGCUCGUGAUGAGCCAUCGGCGAUCGACACCUUCUUCGACAGCGGUUGGGUGCCGAAGAGCGUGUGCGAACGAUAUUCCAAUCAUACAUGGAAGACCGGCAAAUAUAGAACCAUCGACGGCACCUGCAAUCGUCCGAAUCAAUGGGGUUCCAGUCUGACACCCUUCAGAAGAGUCUUGCCAGCCGAUUACGCCGACGGAAUCGAGUCGCCUCGAAAGGCACGGUCCGGGAAAGGGUUGCCGUCCGCCCGAGAAAUCAGUCUAAAGAUACAUGCGCCUUCACCCAGCACUAAUCCGUCCUUCACAGUAAUGUUGGCUGUGUUCGGCCAAUUCUUGGACCACGACAUCACCGCCACUGCGUUGAGUCAGGGUAUUAACGGAAGCUCCAUAUCCUGCUGUCCGCCGUCGAAACGACAUCCCGAGUGCUUCCCCGUACGAAUAGACACCGGUGAUCCCGUGCACGAUUUCACCGGUAGAAACUGCAUGGAUUUCGUGAGAUCGGCGCCAGCUCCGCAGUGUAAACUCGGUCCUAGGGAACAGCUCAAUCAAGUCAGCGCCUUCAUCGAUGGCUCGACGAUCUACGGUUCUGACGCGUCCACCGCCCGUGAUCUGCGCGAAUUCAGUGGCGGUCGCUUAAGAAUGCAGCUCACUCCCGAUAACAGGACUCUGCUGCCGCCAAGCAGGAAUCCCAGCGACGGCUGCAACCGUGAAGCCGAGCGACGUCGCGGUCGUUAUUGCUUCACCGCGGGUGACGCCAGGGCGAACGAGAAUCUGCAUUUGACCACGAUGCAUCUUCUCUGGGCCCGACAGCACAAUCGUGUCGCCGAUCAGUUAGCUACAAUUAAUCCUGAUUGGAGCGACGAGACGCUUUAUCAAGAAGCGCGACGUAUCGUCGGCGCUCAGUUGCAGCACAUCACAUAUCGCGAGUUCCUUCCCAUCGUCUUGGGCGACGGUAGGAUGAACAAGCGCGACUUGAAGCCUUUAAGUUCGGGCCACAGGAAGCGAUCGGAUGAUCCGGACGAGCCGAGCAAUGAUCCGACAAUAGCCAAUCACUUCGCGGCAGCGGCUUUUCGUUUCGCUCAUACUUUGCUACCGGGACUAAUGAGAAUGACCGACGCCGAGAAGGACACGUCGUCCUACAUGGAGCUACACAGGAUGCUCUUCAACCCAUAUAGUCUCUACUCCGAGGACGGUAUCAAGCGUUCGGUGACCUCAGCAACGACUAACGUCAUUCAGAGGUACUCUACGCACGUCACUUCGCAGUUGACUAAUCAUCUUUUCGAAGAUCCCAUAGGCAAUUCCACGGUAGCUUGCGGCCUUGAUCUGGUGUCGUUGAACAUCCAACGAGGACGAGAUCACGGAUUACCAGGGUACAUUAUGUGGCGGGAGUACUGUGGACUGGGAAGAGCGCGGACGUUCAGCGAUCUCGAAAGAUACUUGGAUCGACAGACUCUGCAGCAGAUAUCGAUUCUCUACGAGUCCGUCGACGAUGUAGAUCUGUACACUGGCGCGUUGGCGGAGAUCCCGGAGUCGGACAGCCUGGUCGGGCCCACGUUCGCGUGUUUGAUCGCUGAUCAGUUUACGCGUCUACAAAAAGGCGAUCGUUAUUGGUACGAGUUCGCAGAGCAACCUUAUCCUUUUACAGAAGAUCAGCUUAUGGAGCUGCGCAAGAGUUCACUGGUGAAGUUAAUAUGCGAUACUUCCGAUGGUGUUACGCACGCCCAAAUGGAAGUUAUGCGCUCUGCUGGCCGUGAUAAUCCUAUGAUAUCUUGUGAGGACAUAUCAGGGCCUUCCUUUGCGCCGUGGAGGGAAAAGCGCGCCUCUCACUCUAUGGAGUAGUUAUAAUAGUCUUAUAAGUGAAGUCUUAUAAGUAAAGUUUACGCAUAAUUACGAGCUUGUACGCGUGUAAUUGUUUACAAUAGAAUAGAAUAUAUUUACGUGUUACUGCUCAGUGCAAUAUUUAUACGAGACGAGAAUCAAACAGGUUCGAGUAAACUUUACUACAAUAUUACGUCGUUUAUUAAUUAUAAUUUUCACUUCUUUUUUUUGCGAUUUUCGUACGCAUUUUGAUAGCUUUUUUACACCCUUAGUAUAAAGAUUAACGAUGUAUUCCUUUAUGUAUUGUCAUAAUAAAGUCUUGUAAGAUUA